Mustela erminea (ermine) is the source of this 6442-nucleotide messenger RNA. It is a transcript of the gene NACC1, whose product is annotated as nucleus accumbens associated 1. The coding region runs from base 2096 to 3760 and encodes 554 amino acids. Lineage: Eukaryota; Metazoa; Chordata; Mammalia; Carnivora; Mustelidae. The transcript is spliced from 6 exons. The record is from RefSeq and is a predicted model, not a curated record. Gene Ontology annotation, biological process: regulation of transcription by RNA polymerase II. Gene Ontology annotation, molecular function: protein binding; DNA-binding transcription factor activity, RNA polymerase II-specific; RNA polymerase II cis-regulatory region sequence-specific DNA binding.
AGUCAGAUAAUGCUUUGUUCUUCGCUAGCAAAUGUUUACUUAAGCUGCCUUCUCUUUCAGCUUCUAGAGAGGGUCCAAAUGGCUCUGGGCCAGGAAGGCUCCUUGGGGGGUGUGUCCCCCACCCCCUCCUUUACUCUGACCUCAUGCUGAGCUACAUGAAGGAGUGGGGGGCUUCCCAAGGGCUUUUGGUCCUUCUGCUGGGGUUGGUGGUUUCCCUUAAUUGGCUUGCAUGUCCCCGGGCAGCUCACUGGUUCCCUGGAAGGUCAGUGGGAAGGGUGGUAUGUGGCGGUGGCAGACACCUGUACCGCUAGCUUCUGUUGCCCCGGGAAUGUGGGGCUCCCUCUCCAAACCACUGGCAGUUUCCACCCCCACUCCUAGGAAUCACCCAGCCACACAAAGCACUUCCGGUUCAAGCCUGCCGUCCCCAGCGUGAUCCCACAGUAGUGUGAGCAAUUGAUGGGAAUCCAUGCUGAGCCCAGAGCAGGACCCUGACUGCAGGCCGCCCAGCUGGUGCGGCCACCAGAGGAGGGCACCCGUCUGCACAGCCCCCUCCACGCUGGCCCUGAGGAUUCCCCCCGUGGUGUGGAUGGCACUCCAGGCCAAGCUCAGAGACCUCUGCUGAGGCCCACUGUUGGAGUCACAUUAAAGUGGAACCAAACAGGGAGUGAGGUUGGUAGUAACUGCAGUAAUUCUUCAUUCCGCAAACAACUAUUAAGCACCCGUUGUGUGCCGAUCUCGUCUAGGGGUAGCAGUCACCACAGUGUGAACCAGAGAGGCAGGCGCAGGUGGAGGUGACACAAAGCUGAAGACACCUGGGUAGCUGGACGGUGGGAAGUGCCAGCGAGGAAAGGUCAAGCCAGAGAAGCGCAGGGUCGGGGUUGGGAGAGCUUGUCUUGGGAAGCUCGAGCCAGGUUAUGGCUUGGGAGGACAUGAAGAGCCGUGGCCGUGUCGAGGACAGUGUGCUAGGAAGUCUAAGAACCGGCGGUGAAAACUGGUUUUAAAAGAGUUUGGGGUCGAGUCUGAGGGUCUUGCCCCGAGCAAGGAGGGCUGGAGCUGCUGUAAGCUACGGCUGCCGGACCGGGGCAGAGUUGGUAUCUAGGACAUCCACAGGCAGUCCAGGUCCGGGGCUCCGUGGGGGAGUUGGACGUGAGUGGAUGGAACUUCCAGCCUCUCUCGAGUCCGCCUGCCAUGACAGAAACCCCAUAGACGGGAUGGCUCAGGCAACAGACACUGUUCAAGGUUGUCAGGGCUGGAGGCCCGAGAUCAGGUCCAGAGGGCCUUGGUGCGCAUGCUCACAGAGAGAGAAAUGUCUCUCUUCUCUAUGGACAUCAGUCCCAGCAGACGAGGGCCCCACUUUUAUGUCCUUGUUUAAUCUUAAUUACCACCUAAAGACUGUAUUUCCAAAUAACAGACACAUUGGGGGUUAGCAUUUCAACAUAUGCAUCGGGGUGAGGGGCACAGGUUGGUCCAGAGCAGGGCCCUGAGUCUGGGUUUGAUCCCUGGGAGGAGAGAGGUUGACCAAGGAUAGAGCUCAGUGUCCACUUUUAUUUACCUUCAGUUUCUGGAAGGACCAUGGCUGCUUCUCCCUCAGGGCUCUGCACAACUUCCCAGUACACUGAGGGCUGCGCUCCCAGUCUACCACUGCCUGGUUAGAUCUGCUCCCUCGCCCGUCCCCCGACCCCCGCCAGAUACCAGCUCUAAUGUCACCUCUUCUGGGCACAGUCAGAGGCCCAGGUAUGCAGCACGUUGAUCUGUGUGACUCUGAAUGUAUGGCCACGUUCCCCAUGGGACUGUGAGCCCUGGGAGGCUGGCCUUGUCUCAGUCCUGGCGUACCCCAGGCUCCCAGGCUCUUCAUGCCCCCAGGCAGGCGCUUGGCAAAUAUUUGUUGAGUGACUUGGGAGGUCAUGGAAACCGUGUGCUGGGCCCUUGCAUCGCACUGGGAGACCUGCUUAUAUUUGUGACCAGGACACUAACGAUGCUAGGAGGGCCCACUCGGCCCUUUUUAGGACUGGCUGCUGCUCCUUCCCUUGGGGGGUCUGAGGACCCCAGAAGAUGGGCAGGCAAAUAUGCCAGCUUCUGAGGAGAGAGGAUUUGAAUGGUGGUGUGCCCUAAGGGAGUCUGUAAUCCAGUGCGUUUCAGUGUUCUCAGAGCUGCCGCCAUGGCCCAGACCCUGCAGAUGGAGAUCCCGAACUUCGGUAACAGCAUUCUGGAGUGUCUGAAUGAGCAGCGGCUACAGGGCCUGUACUGUGACGUGUCUGUGGUGGUCAAGGGCCAUGCCUUUAAAGCCCACCGGGCGGUGCUGGCCGCCAGCAGCUCCUACUUCCGGGACCUGUUCAACAGCAGCCGGAGCGCGGUGGUGGAGCUGCCGGCCGCCGUGCAACCCCAGUCCUUCCAGCGGAUCCUCAGCUUCUGCUACACGGGCCGGUUGAGCAUGAAUGUGGGUGACCAGUUCCUGCUCAUGUACACGGCCGGCUUCCUACAGAUCCAGGAGAUCAUGGAGAAGGGCACUGAGUUCUUCCUCAAGGUGAGCUCCCCCAGCUGCGACUCGCAGGGCCUGCACGCCGAGGAGGCCCCGUCAUCCGAGCCCCAGAGCCCUGUGGCCCAGACAUCCAGCUGGCCGGCCUGUGGCACCCCGCUGCCCCUUGUGUCCCGCGUCAAGACGGAGCAGCAGGAGUCGGACUCCGUGCAGUGCACGCCGGUGGCCAAGCGGCUGUGGGACAGCGGCAGCAGUGGCGGUGGCAAUGGCAGCCGCAAGAUGGCCAAGUUCUCCACGCCGGACCUGGCUGCCAACCGGCCACCCCAGCAGGCCCCAGUGGUGGCAGCGGCGCAGCCAGCCGGGGUGGCGGUGGCAGCGGCUGCAGGGGCUAGCACUGGGCAGCCAGCGGGGGGGGCGGCGGCCACAGCGGCAGCAGCAGCAGCAGCAGGGGGCGUGGUGAGCGGGCCCAGCACGUCAGAGCGGACCAGCCCGGGCACCUCAAGCGCCUACACCAGCGACAGCCCUGGCUCCUACCACAACGAGGAGGACGAGGAGGAGGAUGCUGGCGAGGAGGGCACGGACGAGCAGUACCGGCAGAUCUGUAACAUGUACACCAUGUACAGCAUGAUGAAUGUCGGCCAGACAGCCGAGAAGGUGGAGGCCCUCCCUGAGCAGGUGGCCCCUGAGUCCCGGAAUCGCAUCCGGGUGCGGCAGGACCUGGCGUCUCUCCCGGCUGAGCUCAUCAACCAGAUUGGCAACCGCUGUCACCCCAAGCUCUACGAUGAGGGUGACCCCUCCGAGAAGCUGGAGCUGGUGACAGGCACCAAUGUGUACAUCACGAGGGCGCAGCUCAUGAACUGCCACGUCAGCGCGGGCACGCGGCACAAGGUCCUGCUGCGGCGCCUCCUGGCUUCCUUCUUUGACCGGAACACGCUGGCUAACAGCUGUGGCACCGGCAUCCGCUCUUCCUCCAACAACCCCAGUCGCAAACCGCUGGACAGUCGUGUCCUUCAUGCUGUCAAAUACUACUGCCAGAACUUCGCUCCCAACUUCAAGGAGAGCGAGAUGAACGCCAUCGCAGCUGACAUGUGCACCAAUGCCCGCCGUGUCGUGCGGAAGAGCUGGAUCCCCAAGCUCAAGGUGCUCAUGGCCGAGGGUGACGCCUACACCACCUUCAUCAGCGACACGGGCAAGAUAGAGCCGGACAUGAUGGGCGUGGAGCACAGCUUCGAGACGGCCAGCCACGACGGCGAGGCCGGCCCCUCGGCUGAGGCCCUCCAGUAACUACCACCGGACCCUCCCCGCGGGGCCGUCACACUCCCCCCAUCCGCCCCAUCACACCCCCCCACCAUCUUGGUCACGAGCUACUGUCUGUCCCUCCCCAGGACCCGCGGGGGGCGCUGCAUGCUCCCAGCCCCUCUGCCUCCUCAUCCCACCCUCCGGCCACCAUCCGAGUGGGCUAGGAGAGGGCGGCAGCCGGUGCGAGCUCUGCGCUGCCUCUCUAGCAUGCUCGGGCACCGCUGGGGAGCCUGCGCUCCCCCUCCCCUAACCUCCAGCAGUGGUCUCUCCACUCACCAGGCCAGGUAUGGGGAGGGGCCGGCCUGGGGGGCUCAGGAAGGCCCCUUCCCCAGGCCCGGGGCCCCAGGGUUCUCAGGACCCCUCCUGCCACCACCUCCCAGUGCUUCCAUGUUUCCAAAAGCGCCUUCCUGACUCCCUCGUCUGUCCCUGCACCUGGGGGCUGGGGUAGGCGAGGCGGAGGGGACUGCCCAUUUCACAGCUGAGGGAACCCAGGCUCAGAGGAACUCCACCAUUGACCUAAGGUGGUGGGCGGUGGCGGGCCCGGCGCCCUUCUCCCCCCCCCCCAACCCUGCGCCCACCUCUAUUGCCCCCAUCUGUCCCCUGGGGCCUGAGAGGGGCAGGUCCUAAGUGGGGGGCUCUUGGAGGCAGGCCAGGGGUCUCUGCGAAUAGAAUGAGAGGUUUCCUGGGCUCACAGAAGUGUGUGCGUGUGUGCACGCGCACGCGUGUGUGUGUGUGUGUGUGUGUGUGUAGACGUUUUUGCUUUUAAACAAAUGAAGAUAUGAGAGGCAGUAGGGCCAGGGCUGGAAGUCAGGGGAGCAGGCUGGGGGGCUGCUGCCCUUGCCCCCCUCCCCCACCCCAGUCCCCGGCCCCAGCCCCUGUACAUAAUUUUUAAAGCAUUUUUUUAGCUAAUGAAAUAUUGAAGUAUAAGAUUCCUUUUAUUUUUCAAACCAACAGGACUGUGUCUGAUGUCCCCUUCGGUCCUGGGGGACGUGACAGGCAGAACGUGGUGGGGGCUGGGGGCAGGGUGAAUGCGUGCGUGUGUAUGGAGUGUGGGUGCGCAGUUCUGAGGCUGGGACUCGGCCAGGCCUCUGCUUGGGCUCUGUGGGUCUGACCAGGACCCCCUUGCUCCGCUGCUCCCCAGCGGGGUUCCAUUUGAGGGGUGGCCCUGGCCUUAGCCUGUUGGCUGAGCCCAGCUUCUGGGGACAAGGCAGGGCCCGCUUCCAUUGUUUAGCAGUUUGCAGAAUUUUCUCUAACCAUUCCUCUUUCUAUCCUCGCCCAGUGCGAGGGAUUUUUUUUUUUUUUUUUUUUUAAUUUUACAUGUGAACUUUGGAGGGUUCCUUUUUUUUUUUUACUCCCUGUUCCCCCACACUGGGUGUCCUUUUUUUCACAAUUUUCACCUUUUCCUCUCCAGCCCUGUCCCCACUGCCUCUCGUUUCUUCCCAGAUCUGACCGGCCCAUUCCUCCCAUUGCUCCCAGCGGCCUUUCCAGAGGCAGGGGGAUUGUAGGAGGUGGGGAGAGGGGGGUGGCGGCCAGCCCUGACUGGACCCUUGGAAUCUGACUUGGAGCCCUCCCUCACCACCCAGGAGCCCCCACCGAUCUGCAAGGGGGUCGCUCCUGACAUCUUGUUGUGGGGAUGUGGGGGUGUCUGGUCUGGCCAGUGUCCUGGCACCCUGCUUUCCUGGCCUGGCCCCCGCACCUUAGCCCUCAGCCGGCCCAGUGUAUGGGGGGAGUCGACGCCCCAGCUAAAGCACAAGCACCUUAGUCGCACCUCCCCCACACCCUUGUCCUGGCCUUGACAUCCUACCCCAGCAUCGAUCCCAAAGCACAAUAUCCUGGUCACUUGGCAAGCUGCCGGGCCGGCCAAGGCCGAGGGGCCGGCUGGGGCUCCAGCCAGACCCCACAAGGAAGGAGUCCUAGGCGCUGCCCUCCUUCCAGGCCUUAGCAGGGGCCAGCUCUCUGGGACUGGGGUCUUCUCCCUCCCUAGCCCUUUGUCCUGGAUAGGCCCCUGCCCAGCCCCUCCCUGCCUUGUCCCCGGGUGGGGCUUGCCCGUGUCCCUCCUCCGAGCCCCUGCAGCACUGGGUUGGGUGGGAGAGCCCCCUCAUUUCAGGGACCCCAGGAGGUGCCCCUGGCCCCGGGGACUGUGUUGGGGGGGAAGGGAGGGGAGGGGGGGUGGGCAGGGGUGCAGGGGAGGAAACUCCUCACCAGGAGAGCCAAAGACAGGGUUGUGCCUUACCCCAGGAGCCACCCCUGCGUCCCUCCCGCCCUGCCCUCCCCACCUCCUGGGCGGCCUGCUGCUUUUCCUUCUCUCCCCACCCCUGCCCUGCCCUGCUCUGAGCUGCAUGGUCCCCCCAACCCCGGGCAGCCCAGGGAGGAGCACGAAUGGAGAAUCACCAACCAACGCAAAAAAAAAAAAGAGAGACUGUGGGGGCCCCCCCUUCACCUCCCCUGGCCGCCCACUCACCCGCCUCUUUCACGCAGGACAGACCGCCCGCCCUGUCCGUGUGAAGUGCCAACGGCCUCCCCGCCCUGGGCCGACCCCCCACUCCCCGGGCCCGUAAGUGAGAUUGCACAUUAACUACUGUAAGGAGAGGAGCCGCACUGGGAAAUGUGAACCAUGAGAAUAUCAGUGACACUGAUGAGGAGAAUAAACUAAACGCCUUUGUAACA